Messenger RNA from Spirodela intermedia, 663 nucleotides. The record is from the annotation of a GenBank genome assembly. NCBI's taxonomy places the organism in Eukaryota, Viridiplantae, Streptophyta, Magnoliopsida, Alismatales, Araceae.
AUGUACCCCCGACGCCAUCUCAUUCCGCCCCCUUUUCUCUCUCCACCUUUUCUUUUCUUUUCAUCAUUAUUUUUUAUUUCAGCUCACUUCAGAACCUCAUUUAUAACUUCCGGUCCAAACAGCCCAUUCACUUCAAACCACACCAAUCCACUCCUUGGUGCAAACCACUCAGUUUGAACUUGGGAAAAUCACUAACAAAGCUCAUGGAACUCGAACAAAUAAGAAUCUUCAAGAUAUCAAAAAUCUCUAUUGCAAAGGUGUAUUAAUUUUUAAAUUACUUAUGAAGUUGGUCAUUGUUUUUAAAUCUUUGCUCCUAGAAUUUGUGAGAUUCAUAGGAUAGCCACCCUUAUAUGAAAGAUUUAUGGUCCUAAUCUUGGUUGAAAAGUUUUGUUUGAUUCUUUAAAUUAGAUAAUUUAAUAGGUAAUUAAUGAUUUUAAUUCUCUAAAAAUUGAGAGAUCAUCUAAAUAUUAAGCUAUCAAAAAAUUCUAAUUUAAAUCAAAUUUAAAGAUUAAUAUGUAGCUCUUUUUAAAGAGAUCUAUUAUAGUCCUUGUCUCGCAUCAAUUUGAAUGAGAGGAAUACUGGGGGUAACAACAAUAUUGUCAUGUCUAUUGAUUAGACAAGUCUGGCCAUCGAUAAUAGUAACUAGUAGAUGAUGAGGGGUAA